Molecule: messenger RNA, 751 nt
Organism: Exophiala dermatitidis NIH/UT8656
Lineage: Eukaryota; Fungi; Ascomycota; Eurotiomycetes; Chaetothyriales; Herpotrichiellaceae
Exons: 2
Coding region: 73-375 (100 amino acids)
Source: RefSeq, a predicted model, not a curated record
CCGUGACGCUGGCAUCCAAUAUUACAAUGUGCUGUGUCCUCCAGGUUUUCCUUGCUCGUUCGUGCUGCUUUGAUGGAAGUUGGACUUCGAGUUGGUGACGGAGCUGCAGCUCUACGUCAUGCUGUGGCGUCAACCUGGCAGGCACCAUCCACACGUUGGCAGUUCCUUCAGCACAUUGCCAGUGUACGUGGUAAUACCCGACUCAUCAUAGCCCACUACUGCCUGCCUGUGCAAAAGCAAAAGACACAGCUCUCUCAAUCCUCGACAGUGGAUGCCAUGGUGCUAUGCCGUUGGAAGAAGGCUCCUGGAGACGCGCCUCUGCCGCACUCCUGCAUGUGGUACACAAAAGAAAAACAAGCACAUCGCCUUGCCUAACCCCAAUUCUCUGCUGUCGCUCGACAGAAUAGAAACAUGGCCACGUGAGGCGGCCCGAUCACCCAUCUUCGACUUGCUUCUAGAUGACAUGCGUGCUAUGACAACGUCAAUCAAGAAUCUCUGAAGGGCCUUGGGUCAUCUUGAGUCGUGGAAAUCUUCGAUCCGUCCCAGUCGCGUCGCGUACCUCAUCUCUUAUGCUAAACGGCUGUAUGGGCCGGUGUCUCGUCCGCCACCGCUUUGAUCUCUACGUCUUGUCCAUGCGAAGUGUCCUGUUGAUCCUGUCCUUUCGACUCCUCGUUUGCUGGUUGCGGAGCAGGGGUACCUUCACGCUCACUUCGAGCCGACUCGACGUCUGAGGUAUCGGGAGUGCUUUUCU